Messenger RNA from Plasmodium coatneyi, 792 nucleotides. RefSeq names its product Deoxyribose-phosphate aldolase. NCBI's taxonomy places the organism in Eukaryota, Apicomplexa, Aconoidasida, Haemosporida, Plasmodiidae. Gene Ontology annotation, cellular component: cytoplasm. Bases 1 to 792 code for a protein of 263 amino acids. Gene Ontology annotation, molecular function: deoxyribose-phosphate aldolase activity. The record is from RefSeq and is a predicted model, not a curated record. Gene Ontology annotation, biological process: carbohydrate catabolic process; deoxyribonucleotide catabolic process. The transcript has a single exon.
AUGGCUAACUACGCAGAAACGUUCGCCGCGUGGACGGCCAUCUGUCUGACGGACCAUACCCUCCUGGGUGAUGACGACACGGAGGAGGAUGUGAGGGCGCUGUGCCAAGAGGCAGUCAAAACGUGUCCUUUCGCAGCGGCCGUUUGCGUGUACCCCCGUUUUGUAAAAUUCAUAAACGAACAAAUAAAAAAAGAAAUCGUGCCCUUCAAACCAAAGGUCGCCUGUGUCAUAAAUUUUCCAGAGGGAAAAGAUCCCAUAGAAAAAGUACUAGAAGAUACUUGCAAGGCAAUUAGUGACGGGGCUGAUGAGGUCGACCUGGUCAUUAACUACACAAAAAUUGUUGAAGACCCAAAGGCAGGAAUUGCAGAAGCUACUCUCCUAACGAAGAAGGUUAAGGAAGUGUUAAAGGAGAAGGUACUGAAGGUUAUAAUUGAAGUUGGGGUACUGAAAUCGGAGGAUUUAAUUGUCCAGACGACGUUAGCUGUACUGGAGGGGAAUGCAGACUUUGUGAAGACAUCCACGGGGAAGGCACAAGUCAAUGUGACACCCAGUUCAGCCAAAUCGAUAAUCAAGGCGAUGAAACUGCACUUGGAGGAAUAUCCUGAAAAAAAAGACAAAAUUGGAUUGAAAGUUUCCGGAAGCAUAAAGGACCUCAGCAUGGCCAGCUACUAUAUUUUGCUCGCCAGGGGGGUGUUCAGCGCCCUGGCUUGCCACCCGAACAACUUCCGCAUCGGGUCGUCCUCCCUCGUCCCCAAGCUGCGGAAGGUUAUUCAGAACUGCCCUCCUUGUUAG